CACAGCUUUCUAACUAUUUUCUACUACGCAUCUUUUGAUGACAAUACGCAAAUAGUCAACGAUGGCAACACGAGAUGCAAUGUACUCGGAGGACGUGGUGCGCGUACGCAGCCUGUCUGUGCUCGAUGAAGGCGUGCACAAGCUGCCGCCCGAGACAGACAGGUCCGGCAACGUCGAAUACAAGACCAAGCUCGAGAAGAUAUCGCACACACCGGACCACACAUCUGGCGAACCCAGCUUUCAUGGAGGCAAGCUCGCUGAGGGAAACGGGCACGCAAUCUACAUAGUGGGUGUGCACGACGACGGAGAAGUGAUAGGCAUUACGCCGGAGGAGUUUGACAUUACCCUCGGAAUCAUCCAGAAGAUGGCCGAGCAGCUCGACAACGCGCGCAUAACAACGGUAAACCGCCGGGUUCUGGCCAACUCCCGCGUAGUCGCUGAGGUGCAUGUCACGCAGCGCAUCAGCAUGCGCCGCUCUGAGCUUCGGAAUAGCAGUGCUCGCUCGGUCACGUUUGGCUCUAUUGGUUUCGAUGCAGACGGGGUUUUGCUGAACUACACAAACAAUCGCUCAGCUGAGCAGAUAUUCCAGCGUGCACAGCACGUUGUGACGUUUAUUGACACGUGUGGAUACGCCAAGCACCUGAAGACGACGGCCAGUGCGGUCACCGGGUACUCGUCGCACGUGUUCUGCAUAGCUGUGCCGGCGGACGCGACCGAGAUCAGCGCUGCCACCCGCGAGUACCUGGCGAUUGCCGCAGUACUGGGAAUGCCGAUCAUCGUGGUUAUGACCAAGAUGGAUGCCGCCGUCAAGGCGAGCUUUGGCAGGCUGAUGCACAAGCUGCUGGAAGCCCUGGAGACCGCAGUGCCGGGCCGCAGCCAGUGCGUGGUCAUGAACAUGAGUACCGACGCAUAUGAGUCACUUGCCCACGACAUCAUGGACAUCAGCCUGACCAAUGUGCUGUCAGUGCUGCGGGCACCGGCACUGGACAGCGCUGAUGACGGGUUCGAAUUCCAUAUCGAGCACUGGAUGUCGCUGGACACAGUCGGGACCGUGGUCACGGGCUGGGUCAAGGCGGGCUCUUUUGAGCUGCUAGACAAGGACCGGGUCCUGAUGCUGGGUCCAGACAGUUCUGGGAACUUCGCCAAUGUCAAACCAGCCGAGCCCCUGGCUAUGCGCAAGGGAAUGCUUAUUAUAGAUGCCGGCGACGGUGUUGCCAGCGCUCGACGGCGAGUGACCAACGAGUUUGUCGCCCGCGUUGUCGUGCUGAGCCCCGAGUUCAGAGCUAGCAACCUGCAGACCGUUGUUGUGCAUGUCAGAUCGACGUAUCAUCAGGCGCACGUUGUUGAGAUCGUGGAUGACGAUGCCGCUGACGGAUUCGAAUGGGUCAGGAUCAGACUCCGGUUCGAUGACGCUGUGGUUGAUACCGUGUACCCCGACAUGCCGAUCAUUGCGCGCGGCGGCCAGGACCUUUUGUUUGUUGGCCGUGCCAUAGCACCCAUGUAGGGUUCUUCUAGAAGUGUACAAUGACAAUAUAUUUUAAACUGGCU
This is a messenger RNA of Linderina pennispora, 1548 nucleotides long. RefSeq lists its product as uncharacterized. Gene Ontology annotation, molecular function: GTPase activity; translation elongation factor activity; GTP binding. Gene Ontology annotation, biological process: translational elongation. Lineage: Eukaryota; Fungi; Kickxellomycota; Kickxellomycetes; Kickxellales; Kickxellaceae. The record is from RefSeq and is a predicted model, not a curated record. The coding region runs from base 80 to 1504 and encodes 474 amino acids. The transcript is spliced from 6 exons.